CCCAGAGUGAGUGGUCCAAGGCAAGGAGAGAGAACAAGCUCAUUCAAGAUAGAAGCCAUAGCCUUUGUAUAACCUAAUCUGGAAAGUGAUGUCCAUCACCUUGGCAGUACGCUACACAGACCCUCCUUGGUACAAAGUGAGAGGGGACCCCACAGGGUACAAAUAGCAGGAAGCGGGGGUCAUUAGGGGAUAUCUUGGAGACUGGACCCCACACCAUUUUCAACUUCUGUGUUUCAGUAACGAGACUAUAAAGACCCAGUUCACCUGUCCCAUCUCCAGGAAGUCCCAUCACAGCGACUCUAAGAAGAUCUUCCACUCUUUAUUUUUGUUUAGACUCUCUCCACAUUCCCGAUAACCAACUUCUGCAGUGUCCCAACCAUGUGUCGGCUGCUUCUGCAGGAGGAUCUGACCAGGUACCAGUUUCAGAGCCUGAGGCACUGUGUAACCGGAGGGGAGGUCCUCAACCCCGACGCCAGGGAGAAGUGGAAGCGCCAGACGGGCCUGGAGCUAUAUGAAGGCUACGGCCAGUCUGAAACAGUUUUAAUCUGUGCCAAUACAAAAGGCAUGAAAAUCAAGUCUGGAUCCAUGGGAAAAGCAUUCCCACCUUAUGACGUGCAGAUUGUGGAUGAUGAGGGCAACGUCCUGCCUCCUGGAGAAGAGGGGAAUAUUGCCAUCCGUAUCAGACCCACCCGGCCCUUCUGUCUCUUCAAUGGCUAUUUGAAACACUUGGGAAGCCUUGAAUAUGACUGAUGGUCAAGCCCCACCUCAGCCUAAUCAAAUCAAAAUUUCUGACCGUGUGGAUCAGCUCCCCGGGUGACGCGAAUGUGCACCCAAGACUGAGAAUCACUGCUUUAGAGAAAUUCCAUCUCG
Molecule: messenger RNA, 870 nt
Organism: Propithecus coquereli (Coquerel's sifaka)
Lineage: Eukaryota; Metazoa; Chordata; Mammalia; Primates; Indriidae
Product: acyl-coenzyme A synthetase ACSM5, mitochondrial-like
Exons: 5
Coding region: 379-750 (123 amino acids)
Biological process (GO): fatty acid biosynthetic process; acyl-CoA metabolic process
Cellular component (GO): mitochondrial matrix
Molecular function (GO): fatty-acyl-CoA synthase activity; fatty acid ligase activity
Source: RefSeq, a predicted model, not a curated record